Messenger RNA from Lodderomyces orthopsilosis Co 90-125, 1587 nucleotides. RefSeq names its product D-lactate dehydrogenase (gene AIP2). Gene Ontology annotation, molecular function: catalytic activity; FAD binding. Gene Ontology annotation, cellular component: mitochondrion. The transcript has a single exon. NCBI's taxonomy places the organism in Eukaryota, Fungi, Ascomycota, Pichiomycetes, Serinales, Debaryomycetaceae. The coding region runs from base 1 to 1587 and encodes 528 amino acids. The record is from RefSeq and is a predicted model, not a curated record.
AUGCAGAGGAGAUUGAUAAAUACUUCAGCUACCCUUCUAUUAAGAAGAUUGAGACCUGCUGCAAAUACAUUCCGUUCAUCUACGCCUAUUGCUCGUUACUCAACUGUCAAGUCAGUUCCAUUUACCGCCGACACAUACUUCUCCAAGGUCCAACGAGAUCCAAAAUACAAGAAGCUCGAUGCCUCAGACUUGGAUUAUUUCAAAUCCAUCUUACCUGAAAAUGGUAUUGUCACCGAUGCCGAUGAUUUAUUAUUCUACAAUGAGGAUUGGAUGAGAAAGUAUCGUGGACAAUCAAACUUACUUCUUAAACCAAAGACUACUCAGCAGGUUGCUGACAUAUUGAAGUACUGCAAUGAGAAAAAUUUAGCAAUCGUACCCCAAGGUGGAAACACUGGGUUAGUGGGUGGAUCAAACCCAAUCUUUGACGAGAUUAUCGUCUCCUUAUCUUCAUUGAACAAGAUUAGAUCUUUCGAUCCAGUCAGUGGUAUCUUGAAAGUCGAUGCUGGUGUUAUUUUGGAAAACGCAGAUCAAUAUUUACUGGAACAGGGAUACAUCUUUCCAUUAGAUUUAGGUGCCAAGGGUUCAUGCGAAAUUGGUGGUAACAUUGCAUGUAAUGCUGGUGGGUUGAGAUUGUUGAGAUAUGGAUCUUUACACGGUAGUGUGUUGGGACUAGAGGUGGUAUUGCCAGAUGGUACCAUCUACGAUUCCAUGCACUCCUUGCGCAAGGACAAUACUGGAUACGAUUUGAAGCAAUUAUUCAUUGGUUCUGAAGGUACAUUGGGUGUCAUCACUGGUGUCUCCAUUCUUUGUCCUGCAAGACCACAGGCUACAAAUGUUGCAUUCCUUGCUGUCAAGGACUAUGAGACGGUUCAAAAGGUAUUUGUUGAAUCGAGAAAGGAGUUGGGUGAAAUCUUGUCUGCAUUUGAAUUUAUGGAUUUAAAGUCGCAACAAUUGACCAAACAACAUUUGGGUCUCGAUCACCCAAUUGAAAGCGGUGAAUAUCCAUUUUAUGUCUUGAUAGAAACAUCCGGAUCCAACAAAGAUCACGAUGACGAGAAAUUAGAAAACUUUUUGGGAAACGCAAUGGAGAAUGGAUUGGUUGAAGACGGAAUUGUUGCUCAAGAUGAGUCACAAGUGCAAAGUUUAUGGACAUGGAGAGAAAGUCUCCCAGAGGCAAGUGCACUGAAUGGAGGUGUCUACAAGUACGAUGUUUCAAUCCCACUAAAGGACUUGUACGGUUUGGUUGAAGCAGCUAACGAAAAAUUGGCCGAAGCCAACUUGGUUGAUUUUGAAGACGCUGCCAAACCAGUUGUUUCCGCGGUAGGGUAUGGGCACAUUGGUGAUGGAAACUUGCAUCUUAAUGUAUGUGUUCGUAAGUACACACCUGAAGUAGAGUCAGUAUUGGAACCCUUUGUUUACGAAUGGGUUUCUUCAAAGAAGGGUUCAAUUUCAGCUGAACACGGUUUAGGUUUCCAAAAGAAGAAUUACAUUGGAUACUCCAAAAACCCAACUGAGGUUGCGUUGUUAAAGCAAAUCAAGCAGCACUAUGACCCAGCAGGAAUCAUGAAUCCAUACAAGUAUAUAUAG